Molecule: messenger RNA, 1448 nt
Organism: Branchiostoma belcheri (Belcher's lancelet)
Lineage: Eukaryota; Metazoa; Chordata; Leptocardii; Amphioxiformes; Branchiostomatidae
Product: solute carrier family 10 member 6-like
Exons: 4
Coding region: 200-1264 (354 amino acids)
Biological process (GO): bile acid and bile salt transport
Cellular component (GO): membrane
Molecular function (GO): bile acid:sodium symporter activity
Source: RefSeq, a predicted model, not a curated record
CCACUGUGGUCAAGAGAACGAACGGGAUUGUGACGACGUCGGGAGGGAUUUAAUAGUACCCAUGGCGCAACAACUGAGUCUGUUCUAAUGCACUUGUUCCAGGGCAACAACAACCACAACAAGGCAGGGACAUCGGAUUCUGUUGAGAUAGAGAAGCAUUCUUUUGAGAGCCAGUGUUUCAUUCUCCACACGCAAAAGGAUGGAAUCUUUGACCCAGUCUUUGCGAGAGAUGGCCGAAGGAGCCACAGAUUCCCCGUUUGACAACUUGACUCAGAACUCCACCGCCAAGACAGCUGCGGUCUCGCGAGGGUUGGACCUCGCCAUGGACGUGGUGUUCGGCACCCUGGCUGCCGGGAUCCUGGUCGCCAUGGGCUGUGCUGUUGACAUUGACGUGAUGAUUCAACACAUCAAGCGGCCGUACGGGAUAGCGGUGGGCGUCCUGUCGCAGUUCGUGGUCAUGCCGCUAGUGGCGUUCUUGUUGUGUCUGGCCUUCCAGAUGGAUCCGGCCCGCGCCAUGUCAGUGUUAGUGGUGGGGUGCUGUCCUGGUGGCAGCAUAUCCAACAUCCUGGCCUACCUCGUGGACGGAGACAUGAGCCUCAGUAUCUGCAUGACGACAGCGUCUACAGCGGUGGCCAUGGGCCUGAUGCCGCUGUGUCUAUGGCUGUACAGUAAACCCUGGACCACUCCGAAAAUCGUCAUACCCUACUGGAAGAUAGCCGUGACAUUGGUGCUGAUUAUAGUCCCCGUGGGCCUCGGUGUCCUGCUCAAGUACAAGUCGCCGAAAGGGGCUUGGCUGUUUCUGAAGAUUGGGAGCUUCUUCGGGUUCUUCAUCCUGCUUGCCGGCGCGGUGCUCAGCGGGUUGACCUACAAGAACAUGUGGGUCGGUCCGGCGUCCAUCUUCGUCAUGGCUGUCAUCUUGCCCAUGAUUGGCUACACGUUCGGCUUCCUGCUCGCCUGGCUGUUCCGGAUGGACAUGAAGUGCCGCAAGACGGUCUGCAUCGAAACCGGCAACCAGAAUAUCGGGCUAGCUUUAUCCAUCCUGAAGCUAACAUUCCCCGCAGAGAUCACAGGAGAACUGCUGCUGUUUCCCCUGUUGUACGGCUUCUUUCAGGGCGUAGAGGCCGUCAUCAUCAUUGUGUCGUACCAGUUUUGGAAGAUCAAAUGUAGAAAGCUGGGUGCUGAGGACGAGAAGGAGGAAGAAUCCUCGGACCCAACAACAUUACUGUUACAGAAACUCACCAAACGUAGUCUUUUCGGAAAUUGAUGAGUACUACUAGUAGUAUCUGGCCUCACUGCUAUAUUAUCGUAAGAAAUGCUGCGAUGACAUAGUCCAACGCCACUUCUCAUACCUUUUAUGUCAUAAUUAUCAUCAUCACAAUCAUUCCUCGUUAGUUUUAUGUAUUUAAUUGUAUAGAUAUAAACACUGUUAUGUUUUUAUUGUCAUCACC